Messenger RNA from Nymphalis io (European peacock), 2188 nucleotides. RefSeq lists its product as uncharacterized. NCBI's taxonomy places the organism in Eukaryota, Metazoa, Arthropoda, Insecta, Lepidoptera, Nymphalidae. The transcript is spliced from 11 exons. The record is from RefSeq and is a predicted model, not a curated record. The coding region runs from base 85 to 1566 and encodes 493 amino acids.
CUAAUCAGUAGCUUUAUUGUACUUUUAAUUAAAAUUCUUGAAAUCAUUAUUUAGCAUCUUGUUCGCUUUCUUCUUUGUACAACAAUGUCGAAGAGAUUAUUUUUUCUGUUAAUAACAUGUAUUAUGAGCGACUCUGCAUCCAUAAAUGAAAAAAUAUCCAAUUAUUUUAAAAGCGAUGUAUUUAAGGCUUUUCAAAUAGACUGGCAGACACAUAGGAAGUCCUUCGAGAACGCUAUACUCUUGGCGUUGAAGGACAAUUUUGGUCAUAAAAGUAUGAAUGUGUAUGUGAGACGUUCAGCGGAUUCGCUUCGAGUAUCCGAUGGUUUUUUUUUAAACGAUAAUGUAGUUAACUUGUUGUUAUUAGAAAUGUCCCUCACUGGCUUACCUCAUCUCACCAUGCCGGAGGUAACAUUCGCGCUCGCGUCUAACGUCCUGCGGCUGGAGGCUGGUCUUAGCAAGAUGAUAAUGGUUACUGGUUAUCUGGUAUUCAGGAAUGAAUCGGAUAUUCUACAUGUUGAAGGUCUAGAUAGAUACAAAAAAUCACCAUUUACUUUCGAGGAAGUAGAAAACGUAGGACAGCUGGCUGUCGUCGCCGAUGAUUGUACAUUAGUCGGCUAUACUAUAGCCAAACUGAGCGGCCAAUCGGUAACAUUAGGCCACGACACGUUCCAAGUACGAGACUGCAGAUUUAGUGUCGAGAUAUCUCCUAUUCGUUAUGGUCAUGGGAAACUACCAGUUAUAGCGCCAUAUUUUUCAAAGAGCCAGGGUAAACAAUUGGAAAUCUUGUUAUCAAAACCAAUACGUGAAGAAUUGAUGCCGAAACUUCAAGCAGCUGUAUUUUCUUAUAUAAAUACGUCAGUCAUAUUUGGCGAUCACUUGGUCAAAUUUCGUGAAUAUCAAGACGAUGUAUUUAAAAUGGUGUCAAAAAAUAUGUCAGAAUUAGCUCGAAACCUUAAUAAUUUAACCAUACACCUAAACGAAGAAACUGCUGAAUUGGAGCCAGUAGAAACGUCACGGAAUGUUACGUAUAAUGGUGAAUCACACUGGGAUCGAGUUUUACUACAUAAGAUAGCUUUACAUGGCUUGGAUACACUAUAUUCCUCUCAUACUGGUGGCCCUUUCAAGUUGCAGUCGCCGUUGAUAGCAGAGGCUUUCAGAUUUAAUUCCAUUACUGUUAAAGGAAGUCUUUUAUUUGAAAAUAUCACUAUUAAAGGAGAACACGAAUUUGUAGCUGAAAUAAUAGAUACUACAGUUAAUGUUGAAAUUGACUUGGAAACGUCUGAAUCGACCUUUAAAGUUUUUAAUUGGAGAAAAAUAGAAUUCUCUCUAGUUGAACUGGAAAAGUAUACAAAGGAUCGAAGAGCUGCUAGCGCAUUUCUUAAUGGCUACUUACUAAACAAACUACCUAAAGUCCUGAAAGAACAUUUGUCAAGUAAAUACCUUCAAUACAAAAGUUCAAAUGACUCACAUAAACCAGCGCAGAAGUUAAAUGAUGUUAAUGUUCAAUGUAGAAAAAAUGCACCACCCUCACAUGAUGCUCCUGUAGCACUCGGGUGGUUUGAUUAGCAGAAAAAACUCUACACAAGCAACAUUGUAUAUUAAUUGACAUUAAAAAUAAAGUGCUUUCUCAAUCUCAUCUCGUUGAGUUGCUAAUAAUUUAUUAUCAAGUAAAUAAAUAAAUGAUUAAACAAAUAAAUGUAAGUUUUUAAUACUUGAACAUCGUUAAGUUUUUUCUGAGAGCUGAGGUAUCCCAGGCCAAAAACCCAUUUAUCGGCUAAAUCGGAAAUUAUAUGACGCAGUGAUGAUUUGAAUAUUUAAGAACUACAUCGACGACAGCGAAGGCGCUGAAACACUUAUGAAUAAAACCACUCCGAUCCGAAAUAGAGAUGACCCAAUUAUGAACAGACUGGUCGAAUAGUACUAUCCAGACCGGUUAAGGAAUCCAGAUACCCAUGAAUACAAAUAACAGAAGGAAGUCAACAGGCACACAUUCAUAUUAAAUAAAGGUGACGUCUGGACUCUACGACGUACAAUACAAACUUGUAUAUGCACAUAAAUACCAUAUUUUUAUCAAUUAAGUUUGUAAUACUUCGUCAUUUUAUGGGUUAUGUAAAUGUUUCCAAAAUGCUACGAUGCACAAUUUUUUAUACAUUAUAAUCAACAUUAUACUCUGGUUAAUUUAUAUUUG